Rhizophagus irregularis DAOM 181602=DAOM 197198 is the source of this 594-nucleotide messenger RNA. RefSeq lists its product as uncharacterized. The record is from RefSeq and is a predicted model, not a curated record. Gene Ontology annotation, cellular component: mitochondrion. Lineage: Eukaryota; Fungi; Glomeromycota; Glomeromycetes; Glomerales; Glomeraceae. Gene Ontology annotation, molecular function: thiosulfate-cyanide sulfurtransferase activity.
AUGGCCAAACGAAUCUUUGACAAAAUUCCUUUAUUACUUAUUCAAAAUAAAUUUCGUAAUUCUUCAAAUAAUUUACUACAACCAUUUAGCUACAACUUGAAGUCAACUUAUAUUUUUCAAAAUAAAGUUUUAAGUUAUAAAUCGUUUAGUACUAUAUUUGUGAGUAUAAUAAAUAAUGUUCGAAACGUUUCUCAUUUAAGAUAUUAUUCGGAUUCUUCAAUUUCUUUCAAUAAUAAUAAUAAUGUUAGUUAUGAUGAAUUACAACAAUUAUUGAAUGAAAAAAAUAAAGGAAAACAAAAAAAUGUUUGCAUUAUUGAUGUUCGUGAACCUUUUGAAUUAAUUGGUGGUCAUAUUCCAUAUGCUAUUAAUAUUCCUUUAAAUGAAUUUGAAGAAGCCUUGUCAUUAUCAGAUGAUGAUUUUAAUAAAAUUUAUGGAUCACCAAAGUUUAAUAAAGAUGAUCAAGUCAUACUUUAUUGUAAAGCUGGACAAAGAAGUAUGGUUGCUGCUGCAAUUGCCAAACAUCAUGGGUUUAUUGGAGCUAGAAAUUACCCUGGAAGUUGGUUAGAAUUUUCUGAAAAGAGUAAAACAAAUUAA